UUGUGCUGCUCUGGAUGGACAUGGGCUUGACUGCUGACUUCCUGCAUGUCUUGGUCAACCUGGUGAAGUUCAACAGCUGCUACUUGGACCAGAACGUCUCUCUCAUGGUCCAGAAAAUCUGCCUCUUAUGUAAUCGGACUACAUCUUCAACCGACAUUGAGGUGGCACUACAGGUGCUGGAUGCAGUGGUGUGUUACAACUGCCUGCCGUCCGACUCGCUGACCAUCUUCAUCAUCACACUCUGCCGCACGGUUAAUGUCAAAGAGUUCUGUGAAUCCUGCUGGAAGCUCAUGCGGAAGGUGCUGGGGACUCACCUGGGCCACAGCGCCAUCUACACCAUGUGUCACAUCAUGGAGGAGAGGGCCUACUCUGAGGAUGCUGCUCUGCUGCGUGGUGCUGUGUUCUUCGUUGGCAUGGCGCUGUGGGGAGCACAUCGACUCCCUGCGCUGAAGAACACCCCCACACUGGUGCUGCCAUCCUUCUUCAAGGCCAUGACCUGUGCCAAUGAAUUGGUGUCAUAUGAAAUUGUGCUGUCCAUCACACGACUAAUAAAGAAAUAUGGCAAGGAGCUGCAAGUGGUCACCUGGGACACACUGCUGGCCAUCAUUGAAAGACUUCUCCAGCAAAUCCAAACAAUAGGCAGUGCGGAGCUGAAGGCCAUCGUGUACGAGCUGCUCAGCACCGUGGAGGAGCUGUAUGAACAGAACGGGUACCAUGGCUCCUGCGACAAGUUCUUCAGUCUGGUGGAAAAGUGUGCCGAUAAACGCCCCGAUGCUUCAGUGCUGACUCUCAUCUCAUACCGUGCCCAAUCCAUCCAACCAGCCAAAGAUGGCUGGAUCCAGAGUCUACAUCGGCUGAUGGAGAAGUUCUUCAGGAAUGAGACCCGUAGCGUAAUCCGGAUUAAAGUCCUUCACAUCCUCUCAUUUGUCCUCAGCACGAACCGCCAACUCUAUGAGGAAGAGCUUAUAGAAGUAGUGGUGAUCCCACAGUUGGGUCAGAUAGCCGAGGACAAGGACCUCCUGGUCAGGAAGCAGGCCACCCAGCUGCUGGUCGACCUGGCGGAGGGCUGCAGUACUCAUCAUUUCAACAGCCUGCUGGAUAUCAUUGAGAAGGUGUCCAGUCGGCCCCUGGUGUGUGGCUCCAUGGACGGGGAGAGGGACCUCACUGCAGAGUCACCCAUGGAGGAUGUGAAGACGGCCAUCUUGGGCCUCCUGGAAAUCUUACAGAGUAAGAUGUACAGCCUGCCUGCCAGCCACGCCAGUCGAGUGUAUGAGCUGCUUAUCAGCCACCUGCAGCUGCACUACAAACACAAGUACAGCUCCGCCAUAGCCAGCAGCAUCCGCCUACAGGUGUUUGACUUCUUACUGCUGAUGCGAGCCGAUUCGCUUCAUCGUCUUGGUGUUCCAAAUAAAGAUGGGGCGCUGCGGUUCAGCCCCUAUUGUCACUGUGAUAUGGGUGAACCUGAAAAGAGGGUGAAUGAGAAGAAGCCAGCAGGCUCAGUGUCGCCCCCUGCUGGAAGUCCUGUUCCUGCUGGACCGCCCUCUUCCAUCCGCACAGCCUAUCUGCCCUACAGUCUGGCCUUCAGUGUGAUCCUGCAGUGCCUCAAGAUGGAGGCCGAUUGGAAGGUGCUGAAGCUCGUGCUGGAUAAGCUGCCGUGGAUGCUGCAGUACAAGGUGCUCCUGCUCACCUCCCCCUGCAGCAUUGACCAGCUCUGCUCCACACUCUGCUCCAUGGUGACAGAUCGUAUGAUUGCGGAACGCCUGAAGAAAACUCCGGAUGGAUUUGCACGCACCGAUGUGCAGCUAGCAGUGGUGCCGGUGCUCACCGCCCUCACCUCUUACCACAACUACCUGGAGCAGCCCAGACAGCGGGAGCUGGUGCAGUGUCUGGAGACGGGUCUAAUCUGCCGCUGUGCCAAGCAGUGUGUGGUGGCGCUCACCAUGUGCACGGUGGAGAUGCCCGACAUCAUGAUCCGGCUGCUGCCCGCCCUCAUCGUCAAGCUCACGCACAUCUCUGCCACCGUUGCCAUGGCAUCACCCAUGCUGGAAUUUCUGUCCACUCUGGUGCGGCUGCCUCACCUGUAUGCCAACUUUGUGGCAGAGCAGUACGUCAGUGUGUUUGCCAUCUCCCUGCCUUACACCAACCCCUUCAAAUUCAAUCAGUAUAUAGUGUCUCUCGCCCACCAUGUGAUUGCCAUGUGGUUCAUCCGCUGCCGACUCCCCUUCAGGAAAGACUUUGUGCAGUACAUCACCAAGGGUUUGCGUUCUAAUGCACUGCUGCCCUUCGACGACACUCAUGAGCAGAGCAGCUUUCGAGCUCGCAGCACCAGCUUAAAUGAACGGCCCAAGAGUCUGCGCGCGGCUAAAGUGGUGAAGCAGGGUCCGAGUAGCAACUCUCCCAUUAAAGAGCUGAAAGAUCUGUCUGCCAUGGACGCCUUCCGCUCACGGAGCAUCAGCGUCUCCGAGCACGCGGUGCGCAGGAUGCAGACCUCCAACACCACCUGCAGCCUGGGCUCAGCAGACGAGAACGCUGUGCUGCAGGCCGACGACACGCUCAAGACGGUGCACCUGGAGCUCACCGAGACCUGUCUGGACAUGAUGGCCCGCUACGUCUUCUCCAACUUCUCUGCUCUGCCAAAGAGGUCUCCCAUUGCAGACUUCCUGCUGUCAGGAGGCCAGAGUAUGACCUGGCUGGUGGGGAACAAGCUGGUCACCAUCACCACCAGCGGAGGCGUCCGCUCUCAAGCCCUGCUGGGGCUGGACAUGACCGAACGACCUGGAGGAGGGGGGGAGAUGACCAGGUCCGACCCGUCCCUCCACACCAGACAGACCAAAGAGGCUCCAGCCAAACUAGAGUCCCAGUCCAGCCAGCAGCUCAGCAGCAGAAACACUCGCAUACGCGUGCGCUCCAUGUCAGGUGGCCAUGCAUUGCGUUCAGGCCCGGCCCAGAGUCUGAGCCCGCUGGUGUCUCCCUCCGAGGGGGAUCUGUGUGGCCCUCUGCCCCCUCCUGGGCCCCCUCUGGAGGGCCUCGGGUCCCUACGGGCGUCGGACGACCAGAGCUCCUCCUCCACCAGUGCCCCCCCGCCCAAGGAGAAGGCCAGCCUGGCUGAGUUUGUGCCCAUGCUCACGCAGGGCUGGGCCGAGAUCUUCAUCCGCAGACCCUCAGGUAACACCAGCUGGUUGAUGUGCCUGGAGAACCCCCCCAGCCCUUUCUCGUCUGAGCUGGGCAACAUGCCCCUGCAGGAUCUGUCCAGCGUGCUCAUGGCCAUGGACGGCAUCAAGGAGCCGCCUGCCACCACCAGCACCGGGGUCGGAGACGAGGCCGAGGCCGACGCCGCGCCGCAGCAGCAGCCCCUCACCAAGCCUUCGCUUAUCCAGCGCUCCAACACCGUGGGCUCUCUGACCUCACUCUGCCCGUCUGAGCUGCAGGGCAGGUUGACCAGGAGCAUAUCCUGGGCAGACUCAGUGGUGGUGUUGGAGGAGGGUGGCGGUGUGAGGGGUCCAGAGUCUCCGGAGCUGGAGGAGUUUGAGGCCAUGCCAUCAGAACCCAUCUUCAUGAGCGCCGACAAGUUCAGCAAGACUACCCCCGCCCCCCCACUGAGCAGGUCGUCCUCCAGCUCCAGCCAGGAUGAUGAGAAGUCUACCCUGGAGGAGGUGAGUGAGGGGGCCAUCCCCAUUGACCAGCCCCCCCUCACACUCUCCCCUGCCGGGCCAGAGGACGCGGACCUGCCCUUCCCACACUCCCAGACGCUCAACAAGUCCAGCUCCUCGCCAGAGCUGCAGACCUUACCUGAGGCCUUCGCUAAGGCUGCUUCGGGCUCUGGGCCUGGGGUAGGCGACGGGCCCAGGGUAGGACCUGGGAGUGGGGUAGGCGAUGGGCCUAGGGUAGGACCUGGGACUGGAGUAGGCGAUGGGCCCAGGGUUCGCACCCCUGUGGAGGGGAAGGCCCAGGGUGAGCGGGAGGCAGGCGGGAGUGAGGCGGGUGGGCAGGGUGACUCUGCAACAACAACAACAACAACAACAACAUCAGUGGCAGCAGUGGCAGGAGGAGGAGGAGGAGGAGGAGGAGCUGGAGUGAGUGGAGGUGCCAGCGUGUCCUCGUCCUCCUCGGCACCUCGCAUGCGUCUGGAGUUCCCUGCCCCGCCACAGCCAGGGCCCCUCUCUCCAAGUGGUCACCGGCCCCGGGGCCACACCAUAUCAGUGUCGGCCCCCUCCUCCCGCCGCGACAGGAAGAUGGACAGAGACUCGUACCACAACAGGCCGGGACCCUCCAACUCUGAGAAGGCCAGCGGACUCAGCCCCAGUUUUGUCUUCCUGCAGCUUUACCAUUCUCCCUUCUUUGGCAACGAGGCCAACAAGCCCCUUCUGUUACCCAAAUCUCAGUUGAUUGACAGGGCGGUGAAGGUGCUGGAUCAGAUGCCCCCCUAUGACACCCAUAAGAUCGGUGUGGUGUUUGUGGGAACAGGCCAGGUGAAUAAUGAGGUGGCCAUCCUGUCCAAUGAGUAUGGCUCCAACCGCUACGCUCACUUCCUGACAGGCCUGGGGAAACUCAUCCAUCUCAAAGACUGUGACCCUGAUCAGAUCUUUCUGGGGGGCCUGGACCAGUAUGGGGAUGACGGGGAGUUUACUUACUGUUGGCAUGACGACAUCAUGCAGGCCAUCUUCCACAUCGCCACGCUCAUGCCCAACAGGGAGUCGGAUAAAGGCUGCUGCAACAAGAAGAGACACAUUGGGAAUGAUUUUGUGGUCGUGGUCUACAACGAUUCCUCUGAGGAGUACAAGUUGGGCACCAUCAAGGGCCAGUUUAACUUUGUAGAGGUCGUCAUCAAGCCCCUGGACUACGACAGCAACCUGGUCACGCUGCAGUGUCGUAAAGAUCUGGAGGGCUUGGUGGACACCAGUGUGGCCAAGAUCGUAUCAGACCGGAAUCUUCCGCUGCUCGUGCGGCAAAUGGCCUUGCAUGCUAACAUGGCAUCUUUAGUGCACCAGUACAGAGCCAACCCCUCCGACGCCUACGCCUCCAAGUGGCUGGCCAGGCUACGGCACAUCAAACGGAUCCGCACUCGGGCCCAGGAGGAGAUCCAGUCUCGGCCCACCCCAGGGAUCUCCCUCACCCAAAGCCACGCCUCUAUGCUGAAGAAUGUCCACCAGCAGGGGGGCUCUGGCCAAUCGGACUCAGGGCAGCGGAAGAGGCUGGUGUCCACCGUGGAUGACUUCACAGACUUUGUGUGAGCAUUUAUGAGCUCAUCUAAAUAAGCCUGUUUUUUUGUUUCAGACAGAAAUUCUAAUCCUGCUUUCUGCAGCUCUAUACAUCAUGCACACAUAACUGCCACACCCACUUUCUCACUGCCUAUGAGUUGCUCAUCUAUAUAUCAGAGUUGGUGAUCUUUCUGCCCUCUUUCAGACAUCAUCAUCUCUUUCACACACACACACACACACACACACACACACACACACACACACACACACACACACACACACACACACACACACACACACACUCUCAGCCAUGCUGUGCUCAGCUGAUUACAGCCUCUUUGCCAAACCUUGUGUGUGUAAAAGGGAGAUCAUAUUGCUGGCUCAGAAGUUGCACAGAAGAAUGGUCAAGGAGACACAUGCUAGAAGUCUCCAGAAUCACAGAUAUAUUUGCCAAUUCUUGCCAAACACUACCCCCCCCCCCCAACCCCACCCCACCAGCCAUGCAGUGAGGAUAGGGAAGGCACAUGCUUGUUUGUGUGUGUGUGUGUGUGUGUGUGUGUGCGUCUAUUUGAAGUUCCUUUAUUAAGCAAGAGAAACCAAGAUGGCCUUAGGAGAGUAAUAAUAGAAACACUAAAAUGGGAGGGUGGGCUGUAUGGCUGUGUUUGCAUUUGUGUGCUUCAAAUAAAACGUUUAUCAAACAAAGAAA
Clupea harengus (Atlantic herring) is the source of this 5904-nucleotide messenger RNA. It is a transcript of the gene tsc2, whose product is annotated as TSC complex subunit 2. The record is from RefSeq and is a predicted model, not a curated record. Gene Ontology annotation, biological process: negative regulation of phosphatidylinositol 3-kinase/protein kinase B signal transduction; negative regulation of Wnt signaling pathway; negative regulation of TOR signaling. Gene Ontology annotation, molecular function: GTPase activator activity. Gene Ontology annotation, cellular component: cytoplasm; TSC1-TSC2 complex; nucleus. NCBI's taxonomy places the organism in Eukaryota, Metazoa, Chordata, Actinopteri, Clupeiformes, Clupeidae. The coding region runs from base 15 to 5231 and encodes 1738 amino acids. The transcript has 37 exons.